Phoenix dactylifera (date palm) is the source of this 1621-nucleotide messenger RNA. The record is from RefSeq and is a predicted model, not a curated record. NCBI's taxonomy places the organism in Eukaryota, Viridiplantae, Streptophyta, Magnoliopsida, Arecales, Arecaceae.
AUUCCCUUCGGGCAGGGAAUAAGCAGGGUUGGAAUCUCUGCAGGGGCAGGUUCCCAUAACAGGCAUAUAGCAUAUAAAUCAUCCUUGUAUGAAAUACUGAUUUCAGUUGCUAAUAUCUUGUUAUAUUGUUUUUCAUGAUUAUAUGCAUCAAUUGAUGUAUAAUUGAUGAAGGUUGUACCAUGUGUUAUCAACUCAUAGGUUUUAGGUUGUGAGAGCGGUGUCAAUACAUGAUUAUGGAUACUCUGACAUAAAAUUUCUGCAAUCAAGAUGAAGAGUACCAAAGUUUAUUGCUUGUCUAUCACAUAAGGAAUGGUUUUUAAUAUAUAUUAAAUUCAAUCAGAUAAUCGGUUGCCUAACCUAGUUUAAAUCAAAGGAUGACAAGGAUUUAAGAGCACAUCUGAAAGCAAGGGAGUAAAGGAAAGUGCAAAACCAACAUCAGAAAACGCAGUUUGGAUUUAUUACUAUUUUCUGUGUUACAUAUGGCGGAAGUAGCUAAGGACUUGGUUGCUGGAACGGUCGGAGGGGCUGCGCAAUUGAUUGUGGGGCACCCCUUUGAUACCAUAAAGGUCAAGCUUCAAAGCCAGCCUGCACCACUUCCUGGCCAACUUCCCAAGUAUUCUGGUGCAAUGGAUGCGGUUAGACAAACAAUUACUGCAGAAGGCCCAAGGGGCUUAUUCAAAGGGAUGGGAGCUCCACUUGCCACUGUUGCGGCUUUCAAUGCUCUUCUCUUUUCUGCAAGGGGACAAAUGGAGUCACUGUUGAGGUCUCAACCUGGUGCCCCACUCUCACCAAACCAGCAAAUCGUAUGUGGCGCUGGUGCUGGGGUUGCAGUUUCAAUUCUAGCAUGUCCGACUGAAUUGGUGAAGUGCAGGUUGCAAGCCCAAAGUGCCUUAGCUGAAUCUGCCUCUUCUGCUGGGGUAGUAAAAUAUGGAGGUCCGAUGGAUGUGGCAAAACUUGUUCUUAGAUCAGAAGGUGGUCUGAGAGGCCUAUUUAAAGGCUUGGUUCCUACCCUGGCACGUGAAGUCCCUGGAAAUGCUGUAGUAUUUGGUGUCUAUGAAGCCCUGAAGCAGUCCUUUGCUGGGGGAAGAGACACUUCAGGACUCGGAAGGGGCUCUCUGAUCGUUGCCGGAGGCCUCGCUGGAGCAUCCUUCUGGCUCACCGUCUAUCCGACGGAUGUGGUGAAGAGUGUGAUUCAGGUGGAUGACUACCACAAUCCAAGGUAUUCUGGAUCCAUUGAUGCCUUCAAGAAGAUUUUGGCAUCAGAGGGGGUCAGGGGCCUUUAUAAAGGAUUUGGGCCAGCGAUGGCGCGCAGUGUUCCGGCCAAUGCUGCCUGUUUCUUGGUCUAUGAGGUGACAAAAUCUAGUCUAGGCUGAUGUGGUGGGUUGCAUGCUAAAAUUUUCCUCUCCAGUUCAGCUAUUUUCUCCAGAUUUUCUGGCAAAAAUUGUGCUGUUCUUUUUCUGUUUACUUUGCUGAGUUCAUAAAACCAAUCUCUGCCAUCGAAAUACAACAUUCACGAUGAUGCAGAAAACAUGAUUCAUCGGAUAAAUGUUUUCUCCUGUCACAAUAUUUUAAACAAGGGCAAGUUCGCUCGUUCAAUAUAUGCUUCUUUUUUUUCAGUUCA